CUUAUUUUAGUAUCAAUCUUAUCUCAAAUGGAUUUACAUAAUUUAUUAUCAUUCCUUAUUCAAUUCAGUGGCUUUGAACUUUGAAGCCAAAUGGGUGGAAGAACAGGAACUCUGCUGCUGCUGCUGCUUUUCAUGCAAUAUUUGGUUAUAGCACUCACAGCCAACGAUGCUUCAAACGACGACUUUAAAGGUCUACUGUCUCUCCAGGAUGAGUUGAAGAACACACCAAAUUGGAAGGGUAGUGCUGAUCCUUGUGACAAUUGGGAAGGGAUUAGGUGCACCAAUUCGCGUGUGACCUCCUUAAUAUUGACAAGCAUGAAUUUGAUGGGGAAACUAUCUAGUGAGAUCAGCCAGUUGUCUGAGUUGCAGACUUUGGAUCUCUCUUACAACAAGAAUAUAACAGGACAACUUCCAAGUUCAAUUGGGAAUUUAAUGAACCUAAUAAACCUAAACCUGAUCGGUUGCAGUUUCUCUGGCUCUAUUCCAGACACAAUAGGAAAUCUACAGAAGCUAAUUACUCUAUCUCUGAAUAAUAAUAGCUUCAGUGGACCUAUUCCUACUUCUAUUGGUCGUCUUUCCAACCUUUAUUGGCUAGACCUAGCUGAAAACCAGCUUGAUGGACCUCUACCAGUCUCUGAUGGGAAUACACCUGGUCUCGAUAUGCUAGUUAAGGCAAAGCACUUCCAUCUCGAAAAGAAUAAGUUCUUAGGUGAAAUUCCAUCUAAACUUUUCAGCUCAAACAUGGUUCUGAAACAUUUGCUUCUUAGCAACAAUUUUCUCACCGGCAACAUUCCUGAAACCCUUGGAUCUGUGACGGAUUUGGAGGUGAUACGCUUUGAUAGGAAUUCAUUAAGUGGGCCCGUACCUUCAAACCUCAAUAAUCUUGUAAAUGUUGGCGAGCUGUACUUGUCCAACAAUAAGCUGACUGGUCCUAUACCUGACCUUACUGGCAUGAACAACCUCCAUUAUGUGGAUAUGAGCAACAAUAGUUUCGAUGAGUCUGACUUUCCUCCAUGGAUUUCAUCCUUAGAGUCUUUGACGACAUUAAUGAUGGAAAACACACAUUGUCAAGGAGAAGUUCCUGUUAACUUAUUCAGCCUUACCAAUUUACAGACUGUGGUAUUAAGGAACAACCGGCUCAGUGGCACCUUAGAUGUUGGCACCACCUAUAGCAACCAACUGCAACUUAUCGAUCUGCAGAACAAUUCAAUUGAAAGCUUCACAACAAGAGCUAAAGGAUACGACAAGAAAUUGAUACUUGUGGAUAACCCAUUUUGUGAGAAUAAAUUCGAGAGUUACUGCAUGGUUCCCCAAUCAAAAAACACUAGUACAUUCUCAACUCCACCAAAUAACUGUCAGCCUAUAAACUGCAAUUUGGAUCAAGAUUCCAGCCCCAAUUGUAAAUGUGCAUAUCCAUACAAGGGAACUCUAUUUUUUCGUGCACCUUCCUUCUCAGAUUUGGGAAACCCAAGUUACUACAUAGAUAUUCAGGGGUCUCUAAUGAAAUUUGCGCAGUCCCACAAACUGCCUGUGGAUUCAGUUUCCAUAAGUAACCCCUUCAAAGACUCAUCUGAAAACCUUGAAAUGAGCAUACAAGUCUUCCCAUUUGGUCAAGAUCAUUUCAAUCGAACAGGAAUAUCUAACAUUGGGUUUGUGCUUAGCAACCAGACAUUUAAGCCUCCAGAUAAAUUUGGACCCUUCUAUUUUAAGGCUAUGCCAUAUGGACCCUUUUCAGAGGAAUACACAGAGUCAAAAAAACAGUCAAGCAUAGCCAUUAUUAUUGGAGUAGCAAUUGGUGGCACUGUCCUGCUGCUUCUAUUACUCUUAGCAGGGUUUUAUGCAUUCCACCAAAAAAGAAGAGCAGAGAGAGCAUCUGAUCAAUUACACCCUUUUGCACGCUGGGAUCCAAAUAAUGGCAGUGGUGGCGUUCCUCAGUUGAAAGGAGCAAGAUGUUUCUCUUUUGAAGAGCUUAAGAAGUACACCAACAAGUUUUCUGAAGAAAAUUCUAUUGGAUCUGGGGGUUAUGGAAAGGUUUAUUUGGGGACUCUUUCCACUGGUCAACUAAUUGCCAUCAAACGAGCUCAGGAAGAAUCAAUGCAGGGUGGCCUUGAGUUCAAAACCGAGAUUGAACUUCUGUCAAGAGUUCAUCAUAAGAAUCUUGUCAGCCUUGUUGGUUUUUGUUUCGAUCAAGGUGAACAAAUGCUUGUAUAUGAGUAUGUUCCAAAUGGAUCUCUAAAGGAUAACCUUUCAGGGAAGUCAGGAUUUAGGAUGGAUUGGAUGAGGAGACUAAAAAUAGCACUUGGUGCAGCUAGAGGCCUGGCCUAUCUUCAUGAACUUGCUAACCCUCCUAUUAUACACAGGGACAUUAAGUCAACCAACAUUCUCUUGGAUGAACACUUAAAUGCAAAAGUUUCUGAUUUUGGACUGUCUAAGCCUAUGGGUGAAGGAGAAAAGGGCCAUGUCAGCACUCAAGUUAAAGGCACAAUGGGGUACUUGGAUCCUGAGUAUUACAUGACUCAGCAAUUGACUGAAAAGAGUGAUGUAUAUAGCUUUGGAGUGCUAAUGCUGGAGCUGAUAACUGCAAGAAUGCCAAUUGAAAGGGGGAAAUAUAUUGUAAGAGUGGUACAAACGGCAAUUGAUAGAACGAAAGAUCUAUACAACCUUCAAGAAAUUAUAGACCCUACCAUUGGUUUGCAAACAUCACUGAAAGGUCUAGAGAAGUUUGUGGACCUGGCAAUGAGGUGUGUUGAAGAAUCAGGAAGCAACAGGCCGGCAAUGGGUGAUGUGGUGAAGGAGAUUGAGAACAUAAUGCAGAUGGUUGGUUUGAACCCCAAUGCUGAAUCUACAUCCACUUCAGCCAGUUAUGAGGAUGUAUGUAAGGGGAACUCAGGCCAUCCUUACAGCAAUGAGGGCUUUGAGUAUAGUGGGAGUUUUCCAACUUCAAAGAUAGACCAUCAGUGAGUAUCCUUUUUACAUUUGAGCUUCUGCUAAUUGGCUGCUUUAAUUGUGUUGGAUAGCUAGCUAGAAGAUACUGUGAUGAUUGUUUGCUUCACAUGAUAAGGAAGCAGAAUUGUAAUUUGAAAGUUGAAUUAGUGUGAAAACACUAAUGCUUGUUUAGACCUCUAAUUUUAAAUUAUGGCUUACUUGCUUUUACUCUAA
Quercus robur (English oak) is the source of this 3159-nucleotide messenger RNA. Its product is annotated as leucine-rich repeat receptor protein kinase HPCA1-like. Gene Ontology annotation, molecular function: protein kinase activity; ATP binding; protein binding. Gene Ontology annotation, biological process: protein phosphorylation. The record is from RefSeq and is a predicted model, not a curated record. Gene Ontology annotation, cellular component: membrane. The transcript is spliced from 19 exons. Lineage: Eukaryota; Viridiplantae; Streptophyta; Magnoliopsida; Fagales; Fagaceae. The coding region runs from base 91 to 2961 and encodes 956 amino acids.